GGCGCCAAAGCCCAAAAUACUGCAAAAGUGUAUAAUCUAUGUACUGCAGGUGUCAAAUAGUUUCCUUACUGUAUAAAGCCUUUUUAAAACCAACAAAUUUACCAUUUUCUCAUUCAGAUUCAUUGACAGGGUUGUUUGGGGUGAUCCCGUUGAACAUUACUCGAAAAAAAAUGAGAAUUAACAGCGAUUGCAAACAUGAUGAAUACCAAUAUCUCAACCUGGUGAAACAGAUUAUAGAAACAGGUGAUGAACGUGUAGAUAGGACUGGAGUGGGAACCAAGUCUAUUUUUGGAGCUAUGCAAAGAUAUUCCCUCAGUAAUAAAGUUUUACCCCUUCUUACUACCAAACGCGUUUUCACCAAGGGGGUUAUAGCAGAGUUAUUGUGGAUGAUUUCGGGUUCCACAGACAGUAAAGCUCUAGCUAGUAAGGGUGUUCAUAUUUGGGAUGCAAAUGGAUCUAGAUCAUUUUUAGACAAUUUAGGAUUUACAGAUCGUGAAGAAGGUGACUUGGGUCCUAUCUAUGGCUUUCAAUGGAGACACAGUGGUGCUACAUAUAAAGAUUGCAAAACUGUGUACACCGACCAGGGGAUUGAUCAAUUAAAAAAUAUUAUUGACACUAUCAAGAAGGAUCCUGCUAAUAGGAGAAUGUUAAUGUGUUCAUGGAUACCAUCUGAUAUUAGUAAGAUGGCACUUCCUCCUUGUCAUUGCUUAGCCCAAUUCUAUGUGGCUAAUGGCAAACUUUCUUGUCAAUUAUACCAAAGGAGUGCAGAUAUGGGUCUAGGUGUCCCUUUCAAUAUUGCUAGCUAUGCAAUCUUGACACAUAUGAUUGCACACUUAACUGGACUUGAGGCAGGAGAAUUUAUCCACACUACUAGUGACACUCAUGUGUAUCUCAAUCACAUAGAACCAUUAAAAAUACAAUUAGAAAGAGAACCAAGACCUUUUCCUACAUUAGAAUUCAGCAGGAUGAUUCAAUCCAUUGAUGAUUUCAAACUUGAGGACUUUGUAAUUAAGAACUACAAUCCACACCCUAAGAUUGAUAUGCAAAUGGCUGUUUAAAAUCAAUGUUUCAAGGAUAAUUGUA
Messenger RNA from Zerene cesonia (dogface butterfly), 1083 nucleotides. RefSeq names its product thymidylate synthase (gene Tyms). Bases 39 to 1058 code for a protein of 339 amino acids. Gene Ontology annotation, biological process: dTMP biosynthetic process. The transcript is spliced from 5 exons. Gene Ontology annotation, cellular component: cytosol; mitochondrion. Gene Ontology annotation, molecular function: thymidylate synthase activity. NCBI's taxonomy places the organism in Eukaryota, Metazoa, Arthropoda, Insecta, Lepidoptera, Pieridae. The record is from RefSeq and is a predicted model, not a curated record.